AUGUUGGUUGCGAUCGGGGCAUGUUAUCUAGACACUAUCCUCACAACACCAUAUUAUCCAGGAGAAGAUGAAAAGCUACGAGCGACAAAUGUGACUCGUCGGAGGGGUGGCAACUGCCCAAAUACACUCGAAGUACUACAGCAACUGACAUCCCACGAAUCUACCGACGAAGAGCUUCCAUUGGCCCUGAUAACAAUUUUGCCAGCCAAAUCAUCGAUAACCUCGCAACAGAUCAGAUCUGCAUUUAGAUCACGCGUCAACUUGGACCACUGCAUUUACCGAGAUGGAUUUGAAGAGCCGGCCUCAUGCUACAUUAUUAAAAGCAAAUCUACUGGCAGUCGCACUAUCGUCAACUACAAUGACCUCCCUGAGAUGUCCUUGGAGGAAUUUACUGGGAUAGCCAAUGAGCUUGGUCCAAAAGCAACUUGGGUUCACUUUGAGGGCCGAACACCAGAGAUGACCCUGCAAUUUGUCCGUUAUUUGCGAAAGCAAUUCCCCUCCAUCCAAGUGAGCGUCGAGAUUGAAAAGCCUGGUCGACCGGGUCUUCAGGAACUGGCCGAGGAGGCUGAUGUGGUGUUCUACGCGAAAACCUGGGCCCAGAACCUUGGAUAUAGAACGGCAGAGGAGUGCUUACGGGAGCAGUCCACACGGACACACGAGGCAUCAUUACUAUGUUGUACUUGGGGUCAGGAUGGCGCCUGUGCUUUAGAACGAGGUACUGAAGAUUUCAAACAUGUCGCGGCUUAUACGACAGAGAACUUCCAAGUUGUCGAUCCGAUUGGAGCUGGUGAUACAUUCAUCGCAGGAAUGCUGUAUGCUUUGAAUUGCAAAAGGAAGGACUGGGAUCUUUCGAAAAGGUUGGCUUUUGCGAACCGUGUCGCGGGCAUGAAGGUGUCUCAGGAGGGGUUCAAAGGUCUGGACCGUGCAUUGCUGUCCUUCGGCUAG
Messenger RNA from Penicillium subrubescens, 945 nucleotides. RefSeq names its product ketohexokinase. NCBI's taxonomy places the organism in Eukaryota, Fungi, Ascomycota, Eurotiomycetes, Eurotiales, Aspergillaceae. The transcript is spliced from 6 exons. Gene Ontology annotation, biological process: fructose metabolic process. Bases 1 to 945 code for a protein of 314 amino acids. The record is from RefSeq and is a predicted model, not a curated record. Gene Ontology annotation, molecular function: ketohexokinase activity.